UAUAUAUGGCGGUGCUCAAAUCAGUUGUAUCCACAUAGCAUUUUGUAUACACAAUACAAUAAUAUAGAUCCUCUGUCCAAGCAUUAAACUAGCUACUACACUAACAUUAAUUAUCACUCAAUGAUUUAAAUUAUUUUAAACAUGUUUUAAUCACAUAGAGAUUCCUGGGCAUGGCCACAUGGUCGGUGAGACCAGUAAUAUAUAUACAACUCAUCCAGCUCAGUCCCCCACCCACCUCAAAAGUUUCAAGAAACCCCAAGAAGGAAGGAAGGAAGCAGAAGAAGCAGAAAACUAUGAACAGAUAUGCAAAGAUCAAAGCUGACAGCAACAGCAAAAGCAAAUCAAGAUCUUUGGAGUGGUCAGCAGAUCCCAAAUCAUUCUCAAACACUACCCAUCACAGCCAAUCCCCAGAAACCCAGGAGUUGAAUCAAGUCAAGAAGGAGAACAUAAUAAGCAGAAAUAGUGAUUUUGAUGAGCAUCAAGAACAAGAACACCAAGAUGACAGGAGUGGGUUUGGAGUGAAACUUACCAGGAGCAGCUCAGUCGCUUCGAAUGGUGCAUCUCAGCAGAGAUUCAGAUUGGAGCGGGCGGGGAGCGGGAGAGUGAAGAGGGCGUUUUCAAUGAGAAGAUCUUCGUCUGUUUCUGAGAGGUAUUGUAGGAUUCAUAACCAGUGUGCCACUCUGUCAUCUCCCACCAUUGAUGAUGCUGAUAUGGACAGCAACAAUGGAGACCAUGCAGGGGAGACAUCACCAACAUCUGCAGAGAAGAUCAGUGGCACAGUAAAAACCACAAGUGAGAAGUUUCUUAGAGUCUGUAAACGCUUUCUCAGACUUUAGUUCUUUCAAUGAAAGAAA
Molecule: messenger RNA, 854 nt
Organism: Ipomoea nil (Japanese morning glory)
Lineage: Eukaryota; Viridiplantae; Streptophyta; Magnoliopsida; Solanales; Convolvulaceae
Exons: 3
Coding region: 171-836 (221 amino acids)
Source: RefSeq, a predicted model, not a curated record